Messenger RNA from Entelurus aequoreus (snake pipefish), 720 nucleotides. RefSeq names its product splicing factor 3b, subunit 5 (gene sf3b5). Gene Ontology annotation, biological process: mRNA splicing, via spliceosome. The record is from RefSeq and is a predicted model, not a curated record. Bases 17 to 421 code for a protein of 134 amino acids. NCBI's taxonomy places the organism in Eukaryota, Metazoa, Chordata, Actinopteri, Syngnathiformes, Syngnathidae. Gene Ontology annotation, cellular component: U2 snRNP; precatalytic spliceosome. The transcript has 2 exons.
UGCACAUUAAUGUUUCAUGUCGGAACAUUUCUUGGUCCGGACGGCCACACCGGAAGUAGUCGCCACGCGGCCUGGUAAGGAACAAGAGCAGAAAGUUGCGUCUUUGGACUUUUCCUGCACGAAUAUUCUUGCUAAGACUUGUCUCGGACAAAUAACAAAAAUGACGGACAGGUACAACAUCCACAGCCAGCUGGAGCACCUGCAGUCCAAGUACAUCGGCACGGGCCACGCAGACACCAGCAAGUGGGAGUGGCUAGUGAACCAGCACCGGGACUCUUACUGCUCCUACAUGGGACACUUUGACCUGCUCAACUACUUCUCUGUGGCCGAGAACGAGAGCAAGGCUCGUGUCCGCUUCAACCUCAUGGAGAAGAUGCUGCAGCCCUGCGGACCUCCUCUGGACAAGCCUGACGACUCCUGAACACACCUGCUUGCUUUAAUCACUGCACACCUGGAACAUUCUAUACCUGCUUGCUUUAAUCACUGCACACCUGGAACAUUCUAUACCUGCUUGCUUUAAUCACUGCACACCUGGAACAUUCUAUACCUGCUUGCUUUAAUCACUGCACACCUGGAGCAUUCAGUCGUCCUCCAUCUAUUUGUGGUUUCAUUCUCCAAAGAUGUGUGCUUUGUUACAGCAACCUUUCAUCAGCAUCCUGAGGAGAAGAAUGCAAGUUUGUGUUUACAACCAUCAUCUUGUUCAUUAAAACACCUUUUUCA